AGUGGCUCUGCUUUCGAUCCGCGGCUGGAACCCUCAUCCCUGCGGGAUUCGUCAUGCCUUUUACAAUGGAGGAUGCCAAAAAAGCUGCAUCUUUCUGGGACGUGCCCGGAUGCAAGGCCGGCGUGGUCACGGGAGAGGUGGCCUGGGGAUUGUUGCAGCACGCAAAGGCGCAUGGCUAUGCCAUCCCGGCCUUCAAUUGCACCAGCACCAGCACCAUCAACUCGGUCCUGGAGGCUGGCAAGGCCUUGAACCGACCCAUCAUGAUCCAAUUCUCGGAGGGCGGAUCAGCCUUCAUGGCCGGAAAGAGCCUUCCCAACGAGAAGGGGGUGCUGCAGGCCUCCAUCCUGGGAGCUGUGGCCGGCGCCCAGUUCGUACGGACCGUGGCGCCCGCCUAUGGCAUUCCAGUUUUCGUGCACUCCGACCACUGUGCCAAGAAAUUACUGCCAUGGUUCGAUGGUAUGUUGGAGGCAGACGAGGGCUACUUUAAAGUGCAUGGUGAGCCGCUCUUUUCCUCCCACAUGUUGGACUUGUCGGAGGAAGUGGACGAAGAGAACAUUGCCAUCUGCCAGAAAUACUUGAAGCGGAUGGCGCCGAUGAAGUGCAUUCUGGAAAUGGAGAUUGGCAUCACUGGUGGGGUUGAGGAUGGAGUUGACAACACUGGUGCCUCAAAGGACAAGUUGUACUCAACUCCAGAGGAUGUCUUCAAGGUCUAUGAGGGAUUGAACCCCAUUUCGCCAAUGUUCACCAUUGCAGCGGCCUUCGGGAACGUCCAUGGUGUCUACAAGGCUGGUAAUGUGGUGCUGCGUCCAGAGUUAUUGGGCGAGUUUCAAGCUUAUGCGGAGAAGCAGACAGGAGUCAGCAAGCCGCUCUUCUUCGUCUUCCACGGCGGCAGUGGCUCAGAGAAGCAUCACAUCACCACGGCCCUCAACAACGGAGCAGCUCGGCAGCACCUUGUGGGUGCCAAAGAGAUGGGAUGA
Molecule: messenger RNA, 977 nt
Organism: Cladocopium goreaui
Lineage: Eukaryota; Dinophyceae; Suessiales; Symbiodiniaceae
Source: the annotation of a GenBank genome assembly